AUGUCUGACAGCUUUUACCCGAGACCAAUGCGCCUGGGCACGCGAAGCUGUGCGGAGUGCCGGAGGCGGAAAGUCCGAUGCGUUUUCCCAGCCGCGCAUCCGCCGUGCCAGCAAUGCGACCAGCGCGGCAUCCCGUGCACUGCUCAGCAGCCAGGGGGGCAGAAUAUUGAGUCGUCGGGUCCCCUAUUGUCCCUGGGAGAUGAGCAGUUGAAGCAGCGGCUCGCCGACAUUGAAAUCAACGUGCGCGAUAUCUGGGCUAGCCUGAGUCAGAGGGGCGCUUCUCCGUCGCUCAAGGGGCUACUGCCAGGGGCUCCAUCCACAACGGUUAGUGUGGAAGACAAUGUUGGUAUAGGCUUGCAGUCGAAGCUUGAUGUUGAGAACACGGCCCACGCUACCAUGCCCAACAAGUCCAACAAGGCGGAUGACGGCUGUGGCUUCCCAGACGCGCCGCUGAUCACCCUGGUCAAGGCAGCCAGCAUGACGGAAGAACUGCAGUUUGCUUCCUCUGAACCGUCGAUCAAUGGCAACAGGGCCAGCGACGCUGUCCAUGUGCCCGAAUUUCUGAUGCUACAGGACGACGAACUGUUGACAGUCCUUGCGGCGACGGUACAAUAUUGGCCCAUCUGGCCACCCUGGCAAUAUGGUGCCCUGCCUCAGACCAUGCGCACUCUCCAGACCGGCGGGGUCGAAUUUGCCGCUCGAUUUUUGUCCCACAUGGUGAGGUCCAGCCACCCUUGCAUCUCGGCCAAGGCCUUGCUCUGGCUGUCGCUGUGUAUUCAACAGGCGCCAAAGACGCUGCAGCUCGCAUGGUGUGGAUUAUCGCAGGAGGCUCUUCUCGCAUCGUACAUGCAAAAAGCCGACAGCCUGCUGACAUCUGCCAGCACGGGUGAAACGCUACACGGUAUCGAGGCUCGACUCAUCCAGCAGAAGCUCUACAUGGACAUGGGUUGCCCGCGCCAGGCCUGGCUCAGCAUCCGCCGCGCUGCCGAUUGGGCAUUGCUCCUGCGUCUCCAUCGCACCCCAGCCCAAAAAAGAGGCGGUAGCCGUGAAGCAGCCAUCUGGACCGAGAUCUGGCAUCUCGAGACCAGCAUCGCGUUGAUCCUAGGCCUACCGAGCACAAUUCCCACCCCCACCCCGAGUUCCGGUCCGCAGCCGCGGGGCGACCACGACGACGGCGGCGGCUGCGACAGCCAGCUUCAAACACUCCAGCACAGAUUGUGCUACCUGGCCACAUCCGUUGUCUCCAGGAACCAGAGCCCGCAGCCGAGCUACCUUACCACCGUGCAGAUCGGCCACGAGCUCGAAGGGUGUCGGGCCCUCAUGUCCGACAGCUGGUGGCACGACCCGCCGCCACCGGACCAGCCUUUUGCGCAGUUGUACGCCCAGCAGGUGACAAAGGUUCAGUAUUUUCUCAUCACUAAGCUUCUGCACCUGCCUUUUAUGCUCAGCGCCGACACCGAGUACGAGUUCAACCAGGCAUCGGCCGUCGCCGCGUCGCGCGGCCUGAUCGGCGCUUAUCUCGGCCUGAGGAGCUGCGACAGGGGCCGGUUUGUCAUGUGCGAGUCACUCGAGUUUCAGGCCUUCAGUGCCGGCAUCACGCUGCUGAUCCGCCUGUUGUCACCUGUGCCCCGGAGAAGGCCAGGCGACGAUGGCAACAACGACGAAGACUGGCCGCUCAUCGAGGCGCUGACUACGACACUAAGGUGCACAGAGGAUCUGAUGCGGUGCAAUGUUGCCAGACAGGCUGCCGAGGUGCUGGGCCUCCUCACGCAGGCGGCGCGGGGUACCUACGCCGGCCCAGACAGGUACGACGUUAUCCUACCGUACUUUGGCAAGAUCACCAUUACCCUGUCGCGGGGCCGAAAGACGGAUAUUCUAGGAGGGUGGGAUGAGUGCUACCAGCAGCAACAGCGGCCGGCGUCUUCUUCAUUUGGCACCAUCGAGUUUAGCACAAACCCCUUCGACCUCGUACACUUUUCUGGAAACCUGGAGGGAGAACUUGGCGGCGAUUGGUCAUCUAUGGCCGAUGUUGAUAUCGCAUUUGACUGGACGCAAACCUUUACCUUUGACGACAACCACCACCUGUCAUAA
This is a messenger RNA of Sporothrix schenckii 1099-18, 2091 nucleotides long. RefSeq lists its product as uncharacterized. Gene Ontology annotation, biological process: DNA-templated transcription; regulation of DNA-templated transcription. Gene Ontology annotation, molecular function: DNA binding; DNA-binding transcription factor activity, RNA polymerase II-specific; zinc ion binding. The coding region runs from base 1 to 2091 and encodes 696 amino acids. The transcript has a single exon. The record is from RefSeq and is a predicted model, not a curated record. NCBI's taxonomy places the organism in Eukaryota, Fungi, Ascomycota, Sordariomycetes, Ophiostomatales, Ophiostomataceae.